Strigops habroptila (Kakapo) is the source of this 2986-nucleotide messenger RNA. RefSeq names its product pseudouridine synthase 7 (gene PUS7). Gene Ontology annotation, cellular component: nucleus. The transcript is spliced from 19 exons. Gene Ontology annotation, molecular function: pseudouridine synthase activity; RNA binding. NCBI's taxonomy places the organism in Eukaryota, Metazoa, Chordata, Aves, Psittaciformes, Psittacidae. Gene Ontology annotation, biological process: pseudouridine synthesis. The coding region runs from base 412 to 2388 and encodes 658 amino acids. The record is from RefSeq and is a predicted model, not a curated record.
GCACACGCGGAGCCAGGGCGGGCCCGCGCCGCUCGUUCCCGCCGCCGCCUCCUUCCCCGCGGCGCUGGCGCCCGGCCCGUCCUCCUGUGCUGGCGUGCGGGUGUCUUGGAGGACUUUGCUUUGCUGAGGGGUGUUUUGGUCACCAUGUGAGGCAUUCACGAGCCAUCUAGAAGCCUUUUCCACAUAAGUGCUCUGUAACCUGGGCUCCAUAAAUUUGGAUCUGAAGGUGCUAGCUCUGCUGACACAAAGGUGGCAGAUCCCAUUGCCAGGGAGGAAUCAGAGCUCUGCUCCACCAGCGGGGCAGAGUCCUCGGAGUGAAGAGCCUAUGUACUGAUACUGCUUUUGAGCAGACAAGAAAUAAGCCAUUCUUCUUGCUCCUCAGGGCUUUCUAUCCUACAUUGUGCCUUAAACAUGGAAACUGUAGAAAUGAAUAGUGUAUCCCUGAAACGUCCUCACUCUGGUGAUGAGGAUGGUGUGGCUAAUGCAGAUGAAAUUAAAAGACAGAAGAUCUCAGAGAAGCCUAAGACAGGGAACGACUCUGGGCAGAGCAUUGAGACUGUAACAGAACAACCUGACAAACCUCUGCUUGAGGACACAAAAAAUGAAAUAAUCCCCAACGAGGAAACUGAGGAGCAGGAAGAGGAGGAACUAGAGGACAGUGAUGAAGAUGGAGAUCCAGAGAGCUUUGCAGACAUGAUGAAGCAUGGACUGACGGAAAGUGAUGUUGGCAUAACUAAAUUUGUUAGCUCUCAUAAAGGGUUUUCUGGAAUCUUGAAAGAGAGAUACUCGGACUUUGUUGUCCAUGAAAUAGGCAAAGAUGGACGUGUGAGCCAUUUAGAUGACUUUACUGUUCCAGUGGAUGAUGAGGACCCAUCAGAAGAAACAUUUACAGUUUUGUCAGAUGAAGACAAGCAGCGUUUAGAGGAGCUCCAGCUUUUUAAGAAUAAGGAAACCAGCGUUGCCAUAGAGGUAAUUGAAGACACCAAAGAGAAAAGAACAGUUAUCCAUCAGGCUGUGAAGUCCUUGUUUCCUGGACUGGAGACUAAAACAGAAGAUCGAGAUGGAAAAAAAUACAUUAUUGCUUAUCAUGCUGCUGGGAAAAAAGCACUGGCAAAGGUCAGAACUGCAACAGAUCCAAGAAAACACUCUUGGCCAAAAUCUAGGGGAAGCUACUGCCACUUUGUCCUGUACAAGGAGAACAAGGAUACCAUGGAUGCCAUUAAUGUCCUAUCCAAAUUUUUAAGAGUGAAGCCAAACAUAUUUUCCUACAUGGGAACCAAGGAUAAAAGGGCUAUAACAGUUCAAGAGAUCGCUGUUCUCAGAAUCACUGCACAAAGACUUGCUCAUUUGAAUAAAUGUUUGAUGAACUUCAAAUUAGGAAACUUCAGUUACAAGAACCAUCCACUGAAAUUAGGAGAACUGCAAGGGAACCAUUUCACUGUUGUUCUCAGAAACAUAACAGGAACUGAUGACCAGAUAGAGCAAGCAAUGCACUCUCUCAGGGAAAUUGGAUUCAUUAAUUACUAUGGAAUGCAAAGAUUUGGAACCACAGCUGUUCCUACAUAUCAGAUUGGCAGAGCUAUUCUACAGAACAAUUGGAAUGAAGUAAUGGAUUUGAUACUAAAACCAAGACCAGGAGCUGAAAAGGGAUACUUAGUAAAAUGCAGAGAAGAAUGGGCAAAGACUAAAGAUCCAGCAUCAGCCCUCAAGAAACUACCCGUAAAAAGGUGCGUGGAAGGACAGCUUCUACGUGGACUCUUAAAGUAUGGAAUGAAGAACAUAAUCUCUGCAUUUGGCAUAAUACCAAGAAAUAAUCGCUUAAUGUAUAUUCAUAGCUACCAGAGUUAUGUGUGGAACAAUAUGGUGAGCAAGAGAAUAGAAGAAUACGGGCUUAGAGCUGUACCAGGAGAUCUCACGCUUAAAGGAGCCACAGCUGUUCAUAUUGAAGAAGGAGAGGUUGAUAACUACACUAUCCAUGAUGUAGUGAUGCCAUUGCCUGGAUUCGAUGUUAUUUAUCCAAAGCAUAAAAUUGGUGAGGCCUACAAGGAAAUGCUGGUAGCUGACAAUCUUGAUAUCAACAACAUGAGGCAUAAGAUCAGAGAUUAUUCCCUUUCUGGAGCAUACAGAAAGAUUAUCAUUCGACCUCAGAAUGUCAACUGGGAGGUCGUUGCCUAUGACGACCCCAGAAUCCCGUUAUUUACCACGGAUUUGGAUAAGCUGGAAGGAAAACCAUUACCAGUUCUUCCUACAGAUGGUAAAUUCAGGGCACUAAAGAUGGAGUUCUCCCUUCCCCCAUCCACUUACGCUACCAUGGCGAUCCGAGAAGUUCUGAAAAUGGACACAAGCAUAAAGAACCAGACACAACUGAAUACCACCUGGUUACGCUGAGCCAACUGCAGAGAUCACCGGGAUUUUAACAUACAGAAAAGUGUUUUCCUAUUAACAUGUCCUGCACAAAUCUUUAAAGAUUGGUAGUAAGAGAUUUGUAUUUUUUUAAGUUUUUAUUAGUGCUAGCAUUUCACUUCAGUAGUCAUUUGCAAGAUGGUGGCUGUAAUAUAAUAUAGAUUUUAGUGACUGGUGCUUUUAAUGAGUAAGUUGCUUGAGCUGUAACAUGGGUGCAUCUUUAAGAAAUAGGCUUUUAAUAGUUCCAGACCUGGAAGAAUGUUUAGCUUGCCUUUUUUUUGGCAAACACUGAAUGUUUUCAUGAGUUCAGCGCACCUUGGAGUCUCUUCAAAUACAUUAAAUGACAGCUUAGGAAAACAAGGUACAACAAAAUUCACAUAUCAAUGAGCAUUUGUAUCACAGGAGGUUUUGCUGGUAGCAUUUGCUAGAGAAUUCUGGUAGCAAGGCUUUGUGUGUGCUGUGAAGAUGUACAGCUGUUUUAACUAGUCCUUUUCCUUGAGAAAAUACUUGUGCGUAUUUUCCAGCUGUAUUUUACCUGUACCAGAGAACAGGUACUGAAAAUAAAUUCAGACAAAAGUCUUAA